UCGCGAGCAGGUGGCCGGGAUUGUCGCACGGCUUCGACGCGCGGGAAGGAAAAAAAGUCGUGUUGAGUCGGUGACGAGAGAGAAAUUUGUUUUUUCUGACUUGGCAAUACACACGCAACGUUCUUUUUAUUCGUUUUUCUUUUUCUCAUCGCGCUCGCGAGCUGGCUAUGGCGUCGUCGGCGACGCUUUGGAUGUGGCCGGUUAUUCUCCUGUUCGCCGGCAGCACCUACUCACAGGACAUCACAGGCUGCCGGUUCCCCGGCGCGCCGGCGCACUCCUCGGUGUUCUUCUCGGACGAGCGGCUGGUGGCCGGAGCCGUGGCCACGUACGCCUGCGAGCGGGGCUUCGAGCUGCUGGGGCCGUCGCGGCGCGUGUGCGGCGAGGACGGCCGCUGGAGUCCCGAGGGCAUCCCCUUCUGCGUGCUGAACGUGGCGGCGGGCAAGGCGCCCAUGCAGAUCAGCACGGACCAGGGCGGGGUGCCGCAGAAGGCCAUCGACGGCAGCACGUCGUCCUUCUUCAGCGCCGACACGUGCACGCUGACCAAGCCGGAGCGCGUGCCCUGGUGGUACGUCAACCUGCUGGAGCCCUACAUGGUGCAGCUGGUGCGCCUCGACUUCGGCAACAACCAGGAGGCGACGAUCGUGGUGCGCGUGGGCAACAACCGGCCCGACCUGGGCACCAACCCCAUCUGCAACCGCUUCAGCGGCUCCCUGGAGGAGGGCAAGCCCCUGUUCCUGCCCUGCAACCCGCCCAUGCCGGGCGCCUUCGUCAGCGUGCACCUGGAGGACGCCGGCGGCUCGAGUCGGCUGUCCGUGUGCGAGGCCUUCGUCUACACGGACCAGGCGCUGCCCAUCGAGCGGUGCCCCCAGUUCAGGGACCAGCCGCCGGGCAGCACUGCCACCUACAACGGCAAGUGCUACAUCUUCUACAACCGCCAGCCCUUGACCUUCAAGGACUCGCUGUCCUUCUGCAAGAGCCGCGGCGGCACCUUGGUGGACGAGAGCAACCCGGCGCUGCAAGGCUUCAUCAGCUGGGAGCUGUGGAGGCGCCACAGGAGCGACACCACCAGCCAGUACUGGAUGGGUGCCGUGCGGGAUCCCCAGGACCGCAACAACUGGAAGUGGAUCAGCGGCGAGGACGUCAGCGUGUCCUUCUGGAACCUCCCGGGCGGCAACGAGAACUGCGCGCGCUUCGACGGCUCCAAGGGCUGGCUCUGGUCGGACACCAACUGCAACACGAACCUCAACUUCAUCUGCCAGCACCAGCCGAAGGCCUGCGGACGACCGGAGCAGCCUCCCAACUCCACGAUGAUAGCCAAGAACUUCAACGUCGGCUCGGCCAUCGAGUACAACUGCGACGAGGGCCACCUUCUGGUGGGGCCCGCCUUGCGUACCUGCCUGCCCACCGGCUUCUACAACGAGUUCCCGCCCGUCUGCAAGCGCAUAGAGUGUGGCUUCCCGGCGGAGAUCCCCAACGGCUUCUACCAGCUGGUCAACGGCACGGUGGGCUACCUGAGCCAGGUGGUGUACUCGUGCGAGGAGGGCUACGAGAUGACGGGACGCGCCCAGCUCAUGUGCGACAUUGACGAGCGGUGGAACGGCCCGCCGCCUCGCUGCCAGCCCGUCGAGUGCGGUGAGCCGCCGGCCAUCGCCCACGGCAGGUUCGCGGUGAGGGACAACGCGACGACGACGGCGGGCGCGGUCGUGGAGUACUCCUGCGUCUCCCCCGCGACGCACAGGCUGGUCGGGCCCAGGACCAUCACCUGCCUGCCGAGCGGACUCUACGACAAGGAGCCCCCCGCGUGCAAGGAGGAGGCGAAGGCCGCGGGCGUCGCGCCGGGGCCGAGCCCCGGGAAGCAGCCGGCGGCGGCGGGGCGGACCCCCCAGAAGCCCGGCGUCGCCAGCAGCCCCGCUCCGCCGGCCCGGCCCGGCAGGAGGCCGGACAGCGCUGCGGAGGGCUCCGCGAGGUUGCCCGGCCUGGCGGCUGUCCCUCCUCCCCCUCUUCCCCCUCCGUCGUCACCCCCGCCGCCGCCGCAGGAAGAGAACGAGAUCCCGGACGGCGCGAACCGGCGCGCGGACCCGGGGGAGGAGCGGCGCGAGGCAGUCGGCGCCCGCCUCAACCUGGGUGCGAUAAUUGCAUUGGGAGUGUUCGGAGGAUUUGUGUUCCUGGCCGCUAUCAUAACAACAGUCGUGAUUCUGAUAAGAAGGAGCCGGAGCGCCAAGCACUACCGCCACCGCGCCUCCCCCGACUGCAACACGGUGGCGUCGUUCGACUCGUCGGGCUCGGAGAGCCGCAGCGGGCUGAACCGCUACUACCGCCAGGCGUGGGAGAACCUGCACCAGUCGGCGGGCGGCGCCAAGGGGACGCCGGCGGCGCCAAUGCGCAAGGAGGCGGCGCCACCCGGGGACCAGGCGCCGCCGGCGCGGCGCUACCACAACCUUCCCCCGCCGGCGCGGGAGGGGCUUCGCGACGGGGGGGAGCUGGUCGUGGCAGACGUCGUCCCGCCCAAGCCCUCGGCCGUCGCCGCCGCAGAGAAGAGGCGCCACCACCACCACCACCACCAUCACCACCACCAGCAGCAGCAGCAGGGCGGCGCCACCGAGUGGCGCCAGCCGCACGGGCGCCCCCAGCACAAGGCCAGGUACUGAGCGGGCACGCUUCCCGCCUCCCGCCUCCGACCGUGCAACUGACGAGGGAGACAGACCGGUCCCGGGCCGCCCGAAUUCACUGACGGUCAGUCAGCUGGUGCAAGCGACGGGUAUGUGAAGAUUCAAGUCUAAAGAAUUAAUUUUCAAACUGCCCAAAUCAGCAGACAUGUGCGAAUAUGAUUUGAAUACAAACAUCUAAAUAUUCUCCGACAUCAAUUCCAAAUAGCAGAAAAGUUAAAUUUUGUUUUACUUGUGUUAUGUUUUCAUGCAGCUGCAAUAGCUAUUUCACAUUAAUGGUUAAUACCUUUUAAUACACAACUUUGAACGAAAAUACGCUAUCAUAUUUUUUUUAUUUGUUGGAUUUGCUGGUUUUUCAACUUUAUCAAAAAAAAAAUUUCCAGAUUGCAAACUGUCCGGAACUUCAGCCUUUCUGUUGUUUACUGCGCAGGUGCUGACGUAAAGCGUGGUUAGUUAUAACGAGUCUACUAGCAUAUUUAAACUGUGUAAGUUUAUAUUGAACCAAAAUUUACUCUCAAACUUAAUGUCUGUCCAUCGUUAUAUCAGCAACAGUGGAAUAAAAUAAAAAUCUAAUAUUUGUUAUUUUGAGUACAAAGUAUUUGAAAUUGAAUGAAAUAAUAAAAUAAUAUUCAUUUUGGUAUUCGCACCGGCAUGUCUUUCCUUAUCAGAAAAUUAAAGUUAUUACUCAUCAUGACCUUUAAAUUAAAAGUGGAAUAAAAUCGAUUUUAAAUCAUCCAGAUAUUGGGAACAAACUGAAUCUCUUAUAAAACCAUUUUGAAGGGUUAUUCGGUGCUAUUAAUUUUAAGCGCUCAAGUAUUGAUUUUUAAAAUUUUUUUUUUUUAUUGGUGCUUAGAUUUGCAAGAACAUGUUGGAUGGUUGGUGUUUCAAUAUGGAUGCACUGCAUCCCUAGUAAACAAUACUACGUGCAUUAGUUUACUAAUAGUGCUCCCAGCAGAGAUGCUUAUUAUUAAAUGUUAAGUAGUAAAUUAAUGCGGAAACUAUUUGAUUGCACCUGUAAUGGAAGUGCUGACACUUAGCGGAUUGAAACUCGGAUGUACAAAGGGCUACAGGUCACCAAUGUUGGGGGUCAAAAAGUUUUUCUCGUUGCGCGUCCGCGGACCCGGUCUGUCUUCGUCUUCAGUCCACGGAAACGAGCGUGCUUCUAUUUAUUAUCGCCGUCAGGCCCUGGAUAUUUCCGCAAGGAACCGUUCAAGGGGGGAAAAAAUGAUUAAAUCAAGUGUUCACAACAGACUGGUAAAUUAAUAUUUUAUUAUACAUGACCAUCUCAUGUCUUGUUUUAAGCAUGAAGUUGACAAAAAAAAAAAGUGUACUGCUCCCAAACCAAUAUUUCAAAAUGUUAUUUUAGUAUUUAUUUUACUCUGAUUUGACUGUACAAACUUGCGUAAAAUAAUUUGAUAAGAUGUUUUUAACUAUGUUUGUAAAUACUUGUACAUAAGUGUAGUUCAGUAUUCUUUUUUUUUUAUUAAUAUACAUUUUGUACUGCACACUUAUCUCAAGAGCACUAGUACAGUAACUAAUAUAAUUAUGCUACUGAAACACAGACUGAUCAAAUUUAAUAGAAAUAGACGACACCACAAAACCGCACACUGGAGCAUAUGAUAAUUAAUAAUAAUUUACUUUUGUUAGGCCAGAUGUAUAAACUACACAAGCAUUGUACGCAAUGAUUCAAUACAACAUGCAACCAACGCAUCAAAAUCUCUAGUUUAUAUAAAGCACAAAAGUCAUUAGACGUCACAAACCUUACAACUUUAAAUUGUAAAAUGGUAGAAAAUAAAUUUUUUUCCAGUCUUCUUAUGAUUUAUAAUGUUCGUAGUAAAACCAUAUGAAAUUGCCAAUGAUUUGAUUUAAAUGUGUUACUUUCAUUCACUGUGCGAAAGUUUGUGUAAAAAUGUGAUGUUUAUAAUUUAAAAAAAAAGUAAUUAUUUAAUUAUAUUCACACAACAUCUGCAUCUUUAAGAGUUUUUCGGGACACUUCAAUUCCGGUGUGGGCAGCGGAAAUGCAAUCCGCAACGCAAGACGUUGAAAGUUGGCCAAUGCUUGCGUAGUUUAUUAACCCGGCCUUAACGUAAAACUUUGUGAAUGUAAAACUUAUGAAUAGCAGACAAAUAAUCUGCAAGAGUUGAAUGCCUCGGACUUGCUUUGACGGGUCUACGGACGCUUUUCCGAACUUGAAGAUGUAGUUUUAGAUGCAGCCAUGAUAUACCACAACUUACGUAAUAUGAAUCAAGGCAAGGCUGAUGCAAUUCAUGUAGAUUAUAAAACCAUGAUAAAAUAUGCAUUUAAAAAAGUUUUAAUUUUUUUGUAUUUGAAACAUGAAAUCCACACCCUAUUACGGAAAAUAUUUUCCAUAAAAAUAUAUUAUCUUUAAACAAAAAGCGGUAUAAAAAUAGUUUUAAAAUUAUGUAACAGAAUACAAAUAUUAUUUAGUUUUUAAUACAUGUCAAAACUUUUAAAACUUCAACUUGCAGACACUUAGAUAUUUUAUUACCAUAAACAUAAGCUUGAGCUAACUGCAAGGUGGCUACACAUGAUAAUAAAUUAAGCUGUAUUUUAUUCGAGUUAUAAAUUGUAUUGAAUAUAAAAUUUAAACUGUUUUGAAAAAUAUCUGUUUAAAAAUUGUGCAAUUAUUUAAGAAUAUCAAAAUUUUGUUUGGUUGCAAAAAUUAAUAAAUUAAUAGAACAAUCUUUUCUCUACAGACUUAAGCGUGGAAAUAUUUGUGGUGUUAGGUCUCAUUUAUCACAUCUCUGUCAUAUUAAACCCAGUUUUAAGUUUUAUUUAAUUUGGUAAGUGCUUUGAGUGAAGUCAUGCAAAAUGUUCUGUGUAAACUGAAAUUUAAGCAUUUGAAUUGUAUAUAUGAAUGUAAUGACAUUAUUUUUGAAUAAAAUUAAUUUUUGUAAUCUA
This is a messenger RNA of Bacillus rossius redtenbacheri, 5588 nucleotides long. RefSeq names its product sushi, von Willebrand factor type A, EGF and pentraxin domain-containing protein 1. Bases 168 to 2648 code for a protein of 826 amino acids. NCBI's taxonomy places the organism in Eukaryota, Metazoa, Arthropoda, Insecta, Phasmatodea, Bacillidae. The transcript has 12 exons. The record is from RefSeq and is a predicted model, not a curated record.